AUGCACAAUGACGGAGCUGUCUUUCUAAUUGGGAAAAAUAUUUUCUUGCGUGCAGAUUACGUUCCUUCGGACGAGUGCUACUGCCCGGUUGAGAUUAGCAGCUGGUUGGAGGCGAUGAAAUGUCCCGCGAGUUAUAAACAACUCGACGAGGAUUUGUCAUAUUUUCAAUCUGUCAAUAUGACAGGUGUCCACGCGGAGUUCCUGCGCACUUUUAACAAUCCUGGGGCCCAGUCAGUGUGUCACUACGUGAUUAAGAACAACCAAGUAUUCAGAGAAUGCUUCGGCGAGCAUGUCGGCUUCAAGAUGUUCGUCGAUGCAAUACUCCUCAGUUUGACGAGGCGGAUACGUUUGCCGGAUGUCGAAUUCUACGCGAAUCUAGGUGAUUGGCCAUUGGUGAAGCCAGGCAGCAAUUUCCCGCUGUUUUCGUGGUGUGGAUCUGACGACACGGCUGACAUUUUGUGGCCGACGUAUGAUUUGACCGAAGCCACACUUCAAAUGCUCAAUAGAGUCACGUUGGACGUGUUUUCAGCCGCAGCGAAUGCCGAAAUGCCGUGGGAAAAGCGAGAGGAGAAGGCAUUUUGGCGUGGGAGAGACUCGAACCGCGAGCGACUCGACCUUGUCCGUUUUUCCAAGCGGAAGCCGGAUAUUGUGGACGCUGGCCUCACGCGGAUGUUCUUCUUUCGGGACCAGAUGCACGAAUUUGAGCCACUCUCGCCGCAUAUCUCGUUCUUCGACUUCUUCCAGUACAAGUACAUGGUGAACGUGGACGGAACAGUUGCUGCGUAUCGACUGCCGUACCUCCUCGCCGGGGCGAGCCUGGUACUGAAGCAGGACUCCAAGUACUACGAGCAUUUCUACUCCGAGCUGAUCCCCGGGGAACACUAUCGUCGCUUGCAACGUGAUCUCGGCGACUUGGAGGCCCGAGUGCGCGAGGCGAGACGCGACGAUGCGAGUGCUAGGCGAGUCGGUUUGGCUGGUCGUCGAUUCGUGCUUGAACGGUUGCAUCCACAACACGUGCUCUGCUACCACGUUCUGCUUUUAAAGGGUUGCCUCCGGGUCAUCCAAGGCAAUUCCGCCAUUUUCAUCAGCAGCCGCCGUCACAGCCGCCACUUUGGCGGCUGCCAGCAAAACUCUGCCAGG
Molecule: messenger RNA, 1140 nt
Organism: Notodromas monacha
Lineage: Eukaryota; Metazoa; Arthropoda; Ostracoda; Podocopida; Cyprididae
Source: the annotation of a GenBank genome assembly